Messenger RNA from Crotalus tigris (Tiger rattlesnake), 7612 nucleotides. RefSeq names its product cytochrome c oxidase assembly factor 1 homolog. The transcript has 5 exons. The coding region runs from base 271 to 720 and encodes 149 amino acids. Lineage: Eukaryota; Metazoa; Chordata; Lepidosauria; Squamata; Viperidae. The record is from RefSeq and is a predicted model, not a curated record. Gene Ontology annotation, biological process: mitochondrial respiratory chain complex I assembly; mitochondrial respiratory chain complex IV assembly. Gene Ontology annotation, cellular component: mitochondrial inner membrane.
UUUCCUCUUAAAAUCAAAUUCAUAUCCAAAUUUUUUCUAUUUCUUUAACCAUAUUCGAACAGUGCCUGCCUGCCUUGGAGGAGCUCGACAGUGAACCAACUCUAGAAGAAUUAAAUGCGGCCCUGGAUUCCCUUGCCUCCGGCAAGGCACCCGGGAAAGAUAACAUCCUUGCUGAAAUCCUGAAGUGCUGCAAAGAUAGCAUCCCCACUGAAUUGCACGAAAUUUUCUGCCUUUGUUGGAAGGAAGGUGGAGUACCACAGGACAUGAAGGAUGCAAAUAUCGUCAUACUGUAUAAGAACAAAGGCGACAGGAAAUAUGUCCUUAAGAAAAUUUCAGCAAAUGGCUCUCUUUAUGGGUGUUCAGUGUAUUGCAGCAGGUGCUUUUACAUAUUACUACAUACAAAGGGUUUUCUCUAGAACAAAAUACUAUCAGGAUGCUCUUAAGCAGCUUCAAGCAGAUCCCUUAGCCCUAGAAGCACUUGGUGCUCCCCCUCUGAAAGUUCACUACAUCAGCUUGAGAGACAAGAGCAACUACGUUGAUAAGUCAACAGCUCAGGUAAAAAUACCACUAUCUGGAAAAAAGUCAGGUGGUUAUCUUCAUGUUAUUUCAGAAAUGGAUUUUUCUCUCAACAGCUGGAAUCUACAGGAGGUCACGCUACAGCUCUGCAAUGGCCACAGAAUUCCGGUGUAUGUUUCUUCUAUGAAGACUGUUUCUAGAUAAAAAGAUGUAAUAUAUAGAACUGAGUUGUUGUCGUCAUCCAUCAUCAUCAUCAUCAUUUUAUUAUUAUAUUUGUAUUAGAAUAUUCAAAUUCCAUAAACAAUCUAACCAACAUCCAAAACAUAUGAAUCAUUUAUUAUUUAAAGUUUAAGGCUGCUUGCCUUCAGAACUACUCUGAAUGGCUUACAAUUACAAAUGUAAAAGAAAUGUAAAAUAAAAUUACAUAUGUUAGAGAUAAGAAUGUAGUUGUACAGAAGACACAGUAAAAAAAAGCACAUGGGGAUGAAGUUGACCAUCAUCCUUGCAGAAAGUCAAAAGGAUAGAAGCUAUGUAGUGGAAAUAUAAUUCCAAUGGGCAGGAGCCAUCACUGAGGAGGUACACUUCCUGAAUGCCACAAAGUGACACUGCUUAACUGACUCUUUGGGGUUUAGACUAAAACAACUGAAGGCAUAUAAAGGCAUAUUUAGAUUUUAAUUGGCUUGUAUUUUUAUAUACUGAAUGGUUUUAAAAUAAUUUACAUGUAUUCCCCAGGUAUUAGGGCUGUGAAUGCUUAAAAAUAAUUUGAGAUUAAUGUUUCAUACUUGUCUAAGCACAGCACCUGUCUACUAUUCAUUGAAGCAACUAUGAUUUUCUGCAGUGUUCUCUGGGAGCCUGAAAAAAGAUACUAAAUCAUAUUAAUGAGAUAGGAUAUUAAAAUUGUUAACUAUUUUUCUCAGCUGAUGUGGGAACUUGAAAGAGGAAUGACUGCUUUAAUUAGUAGCCAAAAAGUGCUGUACUCCUAUAUUUUUGUAAGAUCCAAAAUGUUUUCUCUAAUAAUUUUUGAUUUCAGGUGUCUUAUAAAUGAGCCAGUGUGGUUUAGCAGGCAAUGUGUUAGAGCAGGAGAUUCUCCAGUAUGACGAGUGCAGAAUCCACCAAUGGGUUCUGCUUGUCUUCUGCCUGUAGACUAAGUCAGCCAAAUUUUUGCUCUGCCUCUCCUCCUGAGAUGCCCCUUUCCCAGUCUUGACUUAGUCUCAAGCCCGGACAAACAGGUUUUUCUUGGCUCCAGACUUAAAGGACUUUAAAUCAGGUUGUAUGCUUCUAUUAAUUUCACCCAAAGGGGGGGGAGCGAAGGACAAUUGGAGAUACACCCCUCCCUGCCUUUUUCAUUGUAGCAAAUUCAUUGUGGCAAAUUACAGCGCAGCCACGAGGCUUGCCUUUAGGACAGCCGAUCCCAGAGGGUGAACAAAGAGCCGGACGCCAUUUUGGCUCUGCAUGGGCUCCAGGAUCAAGGAAGGAUUCACCAUCACCAUCCCCCUCCACACCUCCAACUACAGGGAUCACCUUAGUUCCCCUCCUUCUGGAACAGCAAGGAUUUUAAAAUCUAAGCAGUCACAGGGACCGGGAUUCCGCGGGAUUCCCCGAAGUCUACCGAAGCUCAGAUCUCCCGUGGCUCUACCUUUUAGUCCAGCUGAAUAGCUCUCUCUCUCUCUCUCUCUCUCUCUCUCUCUCUCUCUCUCUCUCUCUCUCUCUCUCUCAAGCUCAAGCUCAGCCGGUCAGCAGGGAGCUUUAAAUUGCCACACGCCUUUCUUUUGUUUUCCUGGAGCUCAGCCAGCAGGCAGAGAGCAAGGAGGCUUCUAAUGAGCUCGGGGGACUCAGCCGAGCUGAGGAAAUCUAUUCAAGGUCAGAAUCUUCCUCCACUAUCCCUAGCCUCCAUCCAAAAAUAUUAAACAUUAAAUAUUGAAAAAAUAAAUAAAAUAAAAAAUAAAAUAAAAUAACUGCAAGGCUCAGUCCAGAUCGGCCCAGGACUACAAUUCACAAGGCCUCCUCUCUCAGACUUGCAUCGGGAUAUAUCCCAUUGACAAAUGGCAGACACAAACACUAUCCAGUCAGAGCAGGAAGCCUCCAUUAGCCCCCCUGAUCAUAAGAGGCAAAAAUCUUCCAAGCAGGAGGCGGCUGGCAGGAUCAAAGCCAGGGCAAUAUCUGGUAAAAGACCUUCUAAGACAGUGGAUAGGGAGGCCAAACGUUGUCACCAGGCUCUGGAAAAACAGUUUUCUAGAGCUGAGAAGAGGCAAAGCUCAGUGGAGGAAGGACUAGAACCAUCUAGUUACAAGGAGGAGGAAAUAUUCGAUCCGAGAAGGCCUAGUCAGGAACCUCUGGAAGCAGAGGCUGACACAGAGCAGGGGAGCGGAUCUCCCCUAUGUGAGGAGCCUGGAGGUUCGGGGACGGAAACAGGCACCUGUAUUUCAGACAAUCAUGGAGCAGUCUCAGGCUGUCGCUCAGACCAUGGCCUCUUCAAGAUACCAUCGCUCCAGAACAGGGUCUGUGGCUUCAAAGGGUGGCUCCCAUCUUUCCCAAGAGGAAGCCUCUGUGUAUCAGGACUCAAUUUCCCCCUCCCGGUCCUCCAGAAGCAGGAGGUCUCCUGCGGAGGACCAUGAGCUGAUGGAUCAGGGGCUGUCAGAGGAAGGGGAUGUAUCCCAAGUUCCUCCACCUUCAUGGGCCUCUUUAACCCGUCUCUUUUCAAACCCCUGCUUCACAAGGCCAGCAGCACUGCGAAGAUCUAGAGAGCUUUGCUUCCUCAGAAGGGAUCUUCAACUAGUCAGGUAACGAACAACGAGGUGUUUUCACAGCCCAUUUACACACAAUUUAUCCCCUGCCCCCCUCUCUUCUUUGAUUCAGUUCAGAAUAACAUAGGGGCACCGGAGUCUUUCCUCCCAAUGGGGGGGACAGACAGGAAAAUGUUCAACAUAGAUCCGGCACUGUCGGAGAUAAUAGAGGUUCUGACAAUAGAUGAACCCAUAGCUGCUCUUUUUUCUCCAUCCACGAUACCUGGGGAUGCGGUGGAGGCCCUGAAAUCAGAAAAUAAGAAGAUGGACCUCACCUUCCGCAGGGCACACCAGGCCUCAGCGUGGGCAAUCAAGGCAGCCAUAUCUACAUCCUUUUUCGCUAGGACUUCACUACUCUGGCUGCGCCAACUCCAGGCGAGUAUCUCACCGGAGGAGAGAACCCACAAGAACUUAAGAAGGUUAGUGGCGGCAGCGGAGUUCAUGUCAGAUUCAUCCUUGCACACAUCAAACUAUUCUGCUAGAGCAAUAGCGUACAACAUCGGAGCACGCAGAUUGCUGUGGCUCAAACAGUGGAGAGCCAACAUGAAGGCAAAGUGGUGACUGGCGGCAGCCCCCUUCAAGGGCGGCCGUCUUUUUGGUGAGGCCCUUGAUCCUUAUCUGAUAGAGAACAAGGAUAAACGCAAGAUUCUGGCACACCUGACAAGGAGAAUGGAGAGGAGAGUCUCCUCCUACCCCUGCAGACUGUCCUUUCGAUCUGACACAGGCACAGAACAAGGUUCCUUUUUUGCCCCUAUCAGCCUAGGUCAGACCAACAGGGUGAGAGAACCGGUUCAGAGAACAGUUCCAAUCAAAGCGGCCCUUUCAGGGAGCGGGAGGUCGCCCCUACUGAAUAUUCAAGUGACGGUGGGGAGGACUUCCCCAUUGGUGGCAGGUUAGCUCUCUUCGCUCACAAAUGGCAAGCCACCACCAUGGACCUCUGGGUACUAAAUACCGUCAGAUUCGAUCUCUCACUAGAAUUCAUUUCAUCCCCCUGAACCACUUCAUUCCUUGUCCAUCUCCAAAUGAUCCAACCAAAAGGAACCUUAUAAAGGAGGCCAUCCAGCAUCUACUGGACAUCCAGGCCAUAGAACUGGUAGAGAAAGACCAGUGGGGACAGGGAUUCUAUUCCAUCUUGUUCAUAGUCCCAAAGAGUUUGGGGGGGGGGGGUGGAGAGCAAUCCUAGACUUAAAAAGCCUCAACAGACACUUGGCUUACAGAAAGUUCAAAAUGCAAACCCUACAGUCAAUAUUAGCAAGCAUCAGAAAGGGAGACCUCCUGAUGUCCAUAGAUCUGACAGAGGCCUUCACAUUCCCAUAUUUCCGGAACACCGGAGGUUUCUCAGAUUCUGCCACACAGGGCAGCAUUUUCAAUACAGGGCCCUGCCUUUUGGACUUUCUUCAGCUCCCAGAGUAUUCACAAAGGUACAUCUGCGAACAAUUCCUGUGGGUAUUCAAUGUUAUCUGGAUGACAUUCUCAUCCAGUCUUUGUCAGACAGCAUAGUCAGACCUAGCACUAACCCUAACAACCUUUCAGGAACACGGUUUCUCAGUAAAUUUCCAAAAGAGUCAGACGGUCCCAUCGACCCAUCUUUUACAUCCUGGAGCUUUGAUAGACACACUCCAGUGCAGGGUCUACCUCUCUCGAGAUCGUCAAGACAGCAUUCGAACCAUGGUCAAAUUGGUUUGAAAGAAGCAAGCCACAACACUGGCCACACUCUCCCAAUUACUAGGAAAGAUGAUUUCAUGCCUUGCAGUCGUGCCCUGGGCAUGACUACACUCCAGAGAUCUGCAGUGGUUCCUACUCCCAUUCCAAAAGAGGAGAAUGAGCUCAUCCAACCAAAGAAUAAAGAUACCACCAGGGGUCCUGAAAUUCCUCCAGUAGUGGGCUUCUCCAGCGCUCAGAAAGAGACACAUGUUCAAGAAGACCGACCGGGUCACUCUGACCACGGACACCAGUCUAUUCAGCUGGGGAGCACACCUACAAUCACAGCUGACACAGAGCCAAUGGUCAAGGGAGGACCUAAAACACAACAUAAACUGGUUAGAGCUCAGAGCCAUUCACCUAGCCCUUCGCCAUUUUCACAACACAGUAGCAGAUCAGCAUGUCAUGGUUCUCAUGGACAAUGUGGUGGCCAAAACCCAUGGCAAUCGACGGGGGCACGCGAUCCAGGGCUGUCAUGACCAAAGCACAGGCGCUGGGAACCUGGGCAGAAAGCAACCUAGCCUCCCUCAAAGCCAAGCACAUAUCAGGAGAAGCAAAUCAUCAGGCGGAUUUCCUAAGCAGGGCAACGAUAGACCACUCAGAGUGGAGUCUGCACCCUGCUCUCUUCAGGGAAACAUCAGAGAGAUUCAGCCACCCAGUGCUGGACCUAUUUGCCAGCCCCAAGAAUGCUCAGCUCCCGAGGUUCUUCUCCCGCUUUCUAUCACCAGGGGCAGAGAGAGCAGAUGCACUUCGAGGGCAUUGGCCAGAGGGGCUGCUAUACGCGUUCCCACCACUUCCUCUGAUACAAGCAACCAUCAGAAAGAUAUUGCAGGAACAAGCAGAGGUAAUUCUCAUUGCACCACAUUGGCCAAGACGGCCAUGGUUUGCAGACCUCGUAAGUCUCUCUACAUCCCCACCAUGGAGGAUUCCACAUGAUCAAAUCUCCCUCAACCAGGGGGCUCUACUUCAUUCAAAGCCACAAUGGCUCCAAUUAGCCGCCUGGCACUUGAACGGAGCACCCUAGAGGAGGAAACCUUUUCACAAAGAGUCAUCAGGACAAUCCAGGCCUCUAGAAGGUCUACAACUAACAGACUCUAUGACUCCACGUGGAGAAAUUAUUGCAGCUGGUACACAAAACAGCAGCUAGACCCCUUUAGUAUUUUGAUUCCGAGGAUCUUAGACUACCUAGCAGAGGGCCUGGAUAGGGACUAGCGCUCAACACAAUUCGCAGACAGCUUUAUCUACCAUUCUUACCUAUGGCAACUCUGAACCACUGGCCAGUGGUACGAUCCUUCAUUAAGGGCGCAACAAAUGACAGUCCACCCGCAGUCCACAGAUAUCCCUCCUGGGAUCUGUCUAAGGUCCUACAGGCAAUUACCUUACUCCCAUUUGAACCAGUUCGGACCUGCGUCUUACAAUACUUGACACUUAAGGUCACCUUUCUAGUUGCUGUUACCUCAGCUAGACACAUUUCAGAGUUGGCAGCACUAUCAGUUAGAAAGGAUCUGUGUAUCUUCCACUUGGACAGAGUGGUCCUACGUUUGGACUCUUCCUUCAUCCCCAAGUCAAUUCCCUGUUUCACAGAACACAGGAGGUAGUGCUACCAGACUUUUGCCCCAAGCCCUCCCAUGAAUUGGAGUGCAAGUGGCACACCUUAGACGUUCGCAGGGCUUUAAGACGAUACAUUAAACUGACGGCACCCUUCCGUAAGUUGGAAGCCCUGUUCGUCUCCUUCCACUCUCACACAAGAGGUCAAAGGGUCACAGCUUCCACAAUCGGAAGAUGGAUUAGGAGGUGCAUAGCAGAGGCAUACAGGGGACAGUCAUUAGCAGUCCCCAGGCAAAUCACUGCACACUCCACUCGCAGCGCUACCACCUCAGCAGCCUGGGUGACUCAGGCACCGAUUGAGGAGAUAUGCAGGGCGGCGACGUGGGAAUCACUUUCCCCCUUUAUAAGACACUACAAGUUAGAUAGGUUCGCAUCUGCGGAGGCCUCCUUUGGCAGGAGAGUCCUCCAGAGUGUAGUUUCAAAGAGUGGGACCCAGACUGACCCCUGCCCAUAGGGAUAGGGAGGCUUUGGUAUGUCCCAUUGGUGGAUUCUCCACUCGUCAUGCUGGAGAAGGGGCGUUGUCUUACCUGAGCACCUUUUCUCGGCAUGACGAUGGAGAAUCCACUCCCACCCUUAGGGCCAGUCAGGUCCUAUGCAGGGAGAAGAUUGAGCCAACACAAGAUUACAUAGCCAACAGCUUUCGCUUCAGUCAAGACUGGGAAAGGGGCAUCUCAAGAGGAAGAAGACAAGCAGAACCCAUUGGUGGAUUCUCCAUCGUCAUGCCAAGAAAAGGCAUUCAGGUAAGACAACGCCGCUUCUCAACCAUGGAAGCUCAUUGAAUAAUUUUGGGCCAGCAUGCUAUUUCAGCCCUACCUGCUUCACACAAAUGUAAUGUAGAAAAACUGGAGGAGACUGUGCUGUAUAUAUUGCCUUGAGUUCUUGAAGGGAGUAUACAAAUCUAACAAAUAAAAAUAAAUAAUUAAAAAUAAACAAAAGCUACUUGUCUUCAACACUGCAAUACACUGUACAGUCAAAGAAUAGGUAUAAAUUUUUGAAAUAUAAUA